Acanthaster planci (crown-of-thorns starfish) is the source of this 1491-nucleotide messenger RNA. RefSeq lists its product as uncharacterized. The record is from RefSeq and is a predicted model, not a curated record. Lineage: Eukaryota; Metazoa; Echinodermata; Asteroidea; Valvatida; Acanthasteridae.
CUCAGCAGUGCUAGCUAACCGUUCAAAACGAGUCGGAGGUCAUUGCGUGAACAACAUUACACCUACACUCGAAGGCAUAGGCGUCACUACGUUUGGCGGACGGCAACACCAGCGCCAUGUUGAAACACAUUUAAACUUCGCAUUCACUUCCAUCAUUGCGAAUUACUAGUGUGAAAUUCGUUGACGAGACCAGUUGAACCGAUGGAACGCCUUCUAGGAUUGCUUCUAGCAUGUAUUGGAAUCAUCGGGUGUACGAUGUGCUCGGCCAAUGUUAUAAAUGACAGUGAACUAAACAUCUUAUCGAGUGAACUCUCCGACCGAGAUUGCAAGAAAUUGUUGACUGUUCUGUACGAGCGUCGACAGUCAGAGCCCGAGAUGCAUCCCCAUCGCGCUCGGUACACAGGGCGGUGCGCGCUGGAUCUCGAGCAGUGGCUUGACAGCGAGGGAAAGGGCAGUCUACCGCUUACAGAGCUUGACGAAGCCCUGGCUGAAAUCGGCAAACCUGCUCUCGGCCGCCAGAUCUCAAAUGAGGUGUUUUCAGAGAAGACUCACAACCUCCAUAAUUUGUUCGACCCAGACGGUCGUCUUGUUGUCAAAGAUCUGCUCCCCAGACGUCAUCGCUGAGGAGUGAUAGUCCCGAUAAACGGAAAGAUAUGAUGGAUUCCCCUUGAGGGAUCUGUAGAAAGAUUGUUGCAACUGAUAUUAAAAGUAUCAAAGGAGGAGAUCCCGGCAGUGAGUGGUUGGUCUGCAGGAAAAGGAAUCAGCUGCUCUUGGAUAUCCUACGCCCACAAUCCCGAAAUAACAUGUAGAUAUUUUGAACAAGAAGACGAUAUAAAACCCGUAAAUUUGCUUUUAACUAUAAAGUGAAACGCCCAGCCCAACCCAGCCCAGAUCUAGUAUGCAUGUAUACACCAGUAUGCAUUUUAUUGCCGUGCCUCGUCAGUAUUUGUUAGUGAUACUCUUGUAAUAGGUUGAUUAAUUAAACUGCUGGUUCUUCCAAGACAAACUCACCUCUUUCCUUUCGUCAAAUAACAAGUCUUUAUUUGCGAAUCAUUGCUGUUCAGCUCCAGAAACCAUGAGUUUACAUGUACGAAUGAAAACAUUUAAAAGGAUCACCUUCGGUGUACAGCAGUCAAUUAUUUUUAGCAACAAAAAUAUAAACUAUACAUGUGAAAUAUUCACAAAAUUACAAAAAGUUGUUUAUCCAAAUCUUGUCAUCUACGAUUCUCAUUUGCAAACAAAGUCAACAUACAUGUAAACACAAAAAUAUCCAUUUAUUAAUCAGGCUAAAACUAAAACAUACAUUCUGAUUAAGAACCCACUAAGAGAACCUUGUUUUUCAGGGCCUUUCAACCACGGCUUCAAACACCAACACUAGUUGGACUAGUCAAAAUGAACAUGUUUAAUUUCUCUGAUGGAUGCAAACGUCUUGUCAAAUGCAAGUGCACCUUAACAAACCUUAUUUCCCAUCUUUCCCGUUUAAAGGUCAUG